Messenger RNA from Prosopis cineraria, 1102 nucleotides. RefSeq names its product nucleoside diphosphate kinase 1. NCBI's taxonomy places the organism in Eukaryota, Viridiplantae, Streptophyta, Magnoliopsida, Fabales, Fabaceae. Gene Ontology annotation, biological process: CTP biosynthetic process; GTP biosynthetic process; UTP biosynthetic process. The coding region runs from base 93 to 539 and encodes 148 amino acids. Gene Ontology annotation, molecular function: nucleoside diphosphate kinase activity. The record is from RefSeq and is a predicted model, not a curated record. The transcript has 4 exons.
GCCAGCCUCGUAUAAAUUCCCUGGGUUACUCUCGCUCUGCAAUUCAAUUCAGAACUACAAAGAGCUAAGCAUCGGCAAUCAGAAGAGCAAACAUGGAGCAAACCUUCAUCAUGAUCAAGCCUGAUGGUGUUCAGAGAGGCCUGAUUGGCGAGAUUAUCAGCAUAUUUGAGAAGAAGGGCUUCUCACUAAGAGGCUUGAAACUCAUCACUGUAGACCGUCCUUUUGCUGAGAAGCACUACGCUGACUUGUCUGCAAAGCCAUUCUUUAGUGGGUUAGUGGACUACAUUAUCUCUGGCCCUGUUGUUGCCAUGGUCUGGGAGGGUAAGAAUGUUGUGGCUACUGGUCGUAAGAUCAUUGGAGCUACAAACCCUGCUCAAUCUGAGCCUGGGACUAUCCGAGGCGACUUUGCUAUUGACAUUGGGAGGAAUGUCAUCCAUGGAAGCGAUUCUGUGGAAAGUGCAAGGAAGGAAAUUGCAUUAUGGUUCCCUGAGGGCCCUGUAGCCUGGCAAAGCAGCCUCCACUCCUGGAUCUACGAGUAAAUUAUUGGGACAAUGACAAAUAAGGACUUCACAAGAAAAUUAAUGUUAAGUUGGGAUCUCUUCACAACUAAGGUCCCCAAAUUCAGUAUUCCUUACUAAAAUCUAAAAAAAUAAAAUAUAUUGAUUUGGCAUUAAUUUUCUUAAGAUGUCCUUACUUGUUACUUCUCCUAAACUAUACUUCCGUCUUAUAUUGAAGUAGUUGCUGUAAUUCUAUAAUGUUCUGGUUCUCUCUUGUCAAGCUCGUUUUGUAGAGUUUAGUUUAGUUAAUUUCUAGUUAUGCCUUUUCCUUGUUCAAGCAUGGGCAGAUGAAUCUCAAACUAGGUCUGUUAUAUUUUGUUGUUUUAGUGUUUUGCUUGAGGUCUAUGUUAUUUAUCACGAUGAGGGUGCUACUUGGUCCUAUUAUUGCCUUUCAAAGCAAAAUAGAGUUGGUUAUGAUUGAACACCAAGAAGCGUUUGGUUUAGCUAGUUAGAGAAGUUGAAUCAGCUUAUUCUGAAUUUUAAGUUGAGGGCUAGGAUAUGCAGUCACCUUAAAUAAAAGGUUAAUGGUUAUUUUUACUUCUUAA